ACCUUAACCUCCCUGUUUAAUCAUCUCUUAUCCAUAUUGCUAAUUAAGAGGUUAGAGAGCUUCUCUUCGUCCAUGGCGUGCAUCAAACUAAAUCUCAACGUUGACGUCAACAGUUGCCUAAAAGGGCUGCAGGCGACGCUGCGACUACGCAGGCCAAAAUCUGAGAUCAAGCGACUGGAAAAGGAAAUGGCAAGAUUGAGAGGCAAAAGAGACGACAUCAAGAACCAAAUAGAUGAGGCGGAGCGUAAGGGGAAAAUUCUGACCAACGAAGUGAGCCAGUGGCUACGGGAGGUGGAGAUAUUGGAAGGCCAAGCGACUGAUAUCAAACAGGAUUUCCAAAGCAUGAGUUGCCUCAGUUGCAAUUGUUUCAAUCGAACUGGAGACACGUCGCGUAACCGAACAGAAGCUUUUGCUGUAAAUCUAGAGGACGAAGAAAACAGUACUACCGGUCAAACUCAGCAACCGGAAGAUCAUGUUUCCAUGAGAGAGUCAUCAAACUGCUGCUCCAUCAUCCAGAGAGCGGCGAAGAAGCUCAGCGAGGCUAAUGAAUUGAUGAGCCGAGCUGGUGCGCUAGUUCAGAUUGCCACAGUUCAGCCUCCAGAACCCGUCGUGAUGCUUCCCAUCUCACACCGGCUACCUGUUGGGAUUGAGUCGUAUGUGAAGGCAAUUGUGGGAUACAUCGAUGGUGGAAAAGAAAACAUCAUAGGCAUCUAUGGCAUGGGUGGUGUCGGUAAGACCACCGUAUUGAAGAGCAUCCAGCAAUACUAUCUUAACCAAAGCAAAUUUGACCAUGUCAUUUGGGUUGUGGCCUCCAAAGACUGCCAAUUGAAAAGGCUUCAGGAGGAGAUUGCCACGAGACUAGGACUGAUGACACUGCAAGAGAAUGACGAUGAAAAAGCUUGUGGCGAUAAGCUGUUUAUCUACUUGAAGAACAAGAAGUGUUUGUUGUUUCUUGAUGACAUUUGGGAACAAUUGGAUCUUCAGCUGUUGGGGAUGGCACACUCGGCUACUGAGCGAGGCCAGCAGCAGCCACGCAAAGUUGUGGUGUUCACAACCCGUAGCGAGACAGUAUGUGGACAAAUGACAACAACAACAAAAUUUAAAGUCAAAUGCCUGGAUCCAGAUAAAGCGUGGCAACUCUUUGAGCAGAAUAUCGAUGGGGAUAUUCUCAAAUCAGAUGGUGGAAUUAAGUUCGUUGCUCAAGAACUUGCUAAAGAAUGUGCAGGUCUUCCACUCGCUCUUAUAACCGUCGCCCGGGCUAUGUUAGGGAAAAGGUCUUGGGAAGUUUGGAACGACGCUCUUCAUCAAAUCAGAGAUAAACAUGAGUGGUCAACCAUUGGUCUUUCAAAGGAUUCAGUUGUAAUGUAUAAAGCCUUCAAGCUAAGCUACGAUAGCUUAGAAAAUGACUCCAUAAGAGAAUGUCUUUUGUGUUGCUCUUUGUGGCCUGAAGAUUAUGAAAUCGAUAAAUUUGAAGAGUUGAUACCGUGUUGGAUAGGUUGCGGCAUAAUCAAUGAAUUUAAUGUAAUCAAUGAAGCCUUCACUAAGGGAUGCUCCCAUUUGGAAGCUCUCAUGGCUGCAUCCUUGCUAGAGCACUCUAGUGAGGAGUAUUACACGGAGAAAUAUGUAAAGAUGCAUGACGUCAUCCGAGACAUGGCAUUAUUGAUGGUCUCUGAGCUAAAGAGGAGCAAAAGAAAAUGGAUUGUAAAAGCAGGAACUGGGUUGAGUCAUUUGCCUAGACAAGAGGAAUGGCAAGAAGCAGAGCGAGCAUCAUUCAUGAGGAAUAAGAUUACAUCUUUGCAAGAGUAUGGAGCUUCCACUUUUCCAAAACUUUCUAUGUUGAUUCUCAGAGUUAACGAUUGUCUGACAAUUCCUCGGAGUUUGUUUGCAAGCAUGCCACGUUUAACAUACUUGGAUCUCUCUAAAUGUCGUAUUUCAGAGCUUCCAAUGGAGAUUGGUACCUUAACCGAUCUUCGAUAUUUAAAUUUGUCCGACAAUCUCAUUAGAACUUUACCGGUCGAGUUUGGCUGUCUCAGCAAAUUAGAGUACUUGCUUUUAAGGGAUACCAAGCUUAAGAUUGUACCCAAUGGGACAAUAUCCAAUUUAUCAAUGCUCAAGUGGCUGGAUAUAAGAGGAGUUUUCACAAUACGUGACUGGUGGUUGAAUGAGCUGGACAUAAGAGGAAUGCAUCCUAUGUUUGAGUGGUGGUGGGAUGAGUUGAAAUGUUUAAAAGGACACCAUCAAUUAAGUGUGGGAAUUGAUAUUAAUGCAACAACAGCUAACAUUGAGCGACUGAAUAUGUUAUCAAAUGUCUCCAUAUGGGACCUCACUAUGGAUGGAGAGAAUAUUUCAGAACUUCCAAACCUCGAUCUGGGCACUCCACAAUGGUGCUACAACAUAAGUGACAACCUCGAGUCUCUAACUAUUCUAAAUGUUGCAGUAGACAAAUUAAUGCUGACUGCAAGAUGUUUAAAGACUCUGCAUUUUUCUGAACUAAAACUAUUGGAAAAGGUUUCAUUGAAUGGAGUUGGGGUCUACAACCUUCGUGCACUAUAUAUUUAUGGAUGCUGGAUGUUGAAGGAUGUUUCUUGGGUUCUACAACUGCCGCACCUUAAUCUUCUAGUGAUAAGUGAAUGUCCUGGAAUGAAGAAUCUAAUAAGUAACUUCGGGAACUCCAACUCUAGCUCUAACAUCCGGAGGUUGAGUUUGUUUUUCAUGUUGAACCUCAAUUGCAUUACAGACCAACCACUCCAUUUUCCCUACUUGGAAUAUAUGCAAGUGCGUGCGUGCCCAAGGUUCAAAAAACUACCAUUUGGAGCUGAAAUAUUGAAGAGCAGAUUAAGAGAAAUUCAUGGUGAUCAAAUUUGGUGGAACAACUUAGAGUGGGAUGAAGAGAACAACAAGAAUUCCCUCACUCCUUAUUUUAUUCCUGAUUCUAGACGGCGACUGUGGCGACAGUCUGGUGGCGAAGGUGGCGGCGGCGGCAAUGGCGACUGCCAUGGUGAUGACAACAGUCUUGAGAACUCUGAAGGUUCCUAAAAUCUAAUGGUGAAUUCCACAAGUUCGAUGAUUGUCUGUCAACAAUUUCAAAGGCACAAAAAAUAUAUCUGUGAGCCCGGAUCCACUAUCAAUUUUGAAAAGAAGCGUAGGCCUUUUGGGCAAAGAGGCUGCAGGGGUGCUUAGUGUUGUAAUCGUCGUGGACGGUCAGAUUGUUGAAUUCUUUGGCUGGUUCGAUAUGUAUCUAAAUGUGAUCGAUGACUCCUAGUUAGCUAGUAAA
Molecule: messenger RNA, 3274 nt
Organism: Zingiber officinale
Lineage: Eukaryota; Viridiplantae; Streptophyta; Magnoliopsida; Zingiberales; Zingiberaceae
Product: probable disease resistance protein At1g61300
Exons: 4
Coding region: 73-3036 (987 amino acids)
Molecular function (GO): protein binding; ADP binding; ATP hydrolysis activity
Source: RefSeq, a predicted model, not a curated record